AUGUCUGCCAUUCGUCUGGCCGCGCGCCGCUUGCCUCGCGCAACCAAGCUGGUUCAACCUUUUGUUGAGUCACCGAUCCAGCGCCGAUUUGCGACCUCCAAUGCAUCUCAAGCAAAGAAGCAGGGAGGCUUGCCUAACCCCGACCCCUCGGCCGAUUCGGAUACAGCGGCCUUCAUUCAAGAGCGGGCUCCCUAUAUGGUUCCGACAUACGUUCGCCCCGCUCCCAUGAUGGUCAAGGGUGACGGUUGUUACCUCUGGGACAUGGAGAACCGCCGGUAUCUAGAUCUGACUGCUGGAAUCGCGGUCAACUCGCUUGGACACUGCGAUCCCGAGAUCGCUCAGAUUAUUGCGGAACAGGCCGAGACUCUUGUCCAUGCAUCGAACCUCUACCACAACCCUUGGACCGGCGCUCUGAGCCGAUUGUUGAUCGUCCUGACUCGUCAGUCAGGUGCCAUGCGUGAUGCCUCGCAGGUCUUCAUUUCGAACUCUGGAACCGAGGCCAACGAGGCCGCUAUCAAGUUCGCCCGCAAGGUCGGCCGCUCUAUCGACCCCUCCGGUGACAAGCACGAGUUCGUUUCCUUCCACAACUCCUUCCACGGACGCACAAUGGGUGCUCUAUCCGCCACCCCCAACCCCAAGUACCAGACUCCCUUCUCUCCUAUGCUCCCGGGCUUCAAGUACGGCAACUACAACGAUAUCGAACAACUGCAGACCCUCAUCACCGACAAGACCUGUGGUGUGAUCGUUGAGCCCAUCCAGGGUGAGGGUGGUGUCAACAUGGCCACCCCCGAGUUCUUGGUGGCUCUGCGCAAGCGCUGCGACGAGGUCGGAGCCAUCCUGAUCUUUGAUGAGAUCCAGUGCGGUCUGUCCCGUACCGGUAGCCUCUGGGCCCACGGUCACCCCUCGCUGGCACCCGCCUCGGGAGAAGCUGCUCACCCCGAUAUUCUGACCUCCGCCAAGGCACUUGGUAACGGUAUCCCAAUCGGUGCGACUAUUGUGUCCGAAAAGACUGUCGCGUCGCACAUUAAGACUGGUGACCACGGUACCACUUUCGGUGGUAACCCUUUGGCCUGCCGUGUUGCUUAUAACAUCCUCGAACGUCUUGCUGACCCCAAGCUCCAGGGGGCAGUCCAGGAGAAAUCGGAUAUGUUCGUUGCGGGCUUCAAGGCGCUGCAGGAGAAGUACCCCGAGGCUAUCUCGGAGAUUCGCGGCCGUGGUUUGAUCUUGGGUCUGCAGCUCUCCCCAGCUGUUGGCCCCAAGGCCGGUGAUAUCAUCACUGCUGCCCGUGAGCGUGGCAUGUUGAUCAUUACUGCCGGCGAUGGCUGCCUCCGCUUUGUCCCUGCUCUGACCAUCACCGCUGAUCAGAUUAAGACUGGCUUGAAUAUUCUGGAGCAGUCUUUGGCCUCUGUCAUCAAGUCCUAA
This is a messenger RNA of Penicillium verhagenii, 1422 nucleotides long. Its product is annotated as acetylornithine transaminase. NCBI's taxonomy places the organism in Eukaryota, Fungi, Ascomycota, Eurotiomycetes, Eurotiales, Aspergillaceae. Gene Ontology annotation, cellular component: mitochondrial matrix. Gene Ontology annotation, biological process: arginine metabolic process. The transcript is spliced from 3 exons. The coding region runs from base 1 to 1422 and encodes 473 amino acids. The record is from RefSeq and is a predicted model, not a curated record. Gene Ontology annotation, molecular function: transaminase activity; pyridoxal phosphate binding; identical protein binding.